Messenger RNA from Tarenaya hassleriana, 670 nucleotides. Its product is annotated as 60S ribosomal protein L23. The transcript is spliced from 4 exons. Gene Ontology annotation, biological process: translation. Gene Ontology annotation, molecular function: structural constituent of ribosome; large ribosomal subunit rRNA binding. Bases 92 to 514 code for a protein of 140 amino acids. The record is from RefSeq and is a predicted model, not a curated record. Gene Ontology annotation, cellular component: ribosome; cytosolic large ribosomal subunit. Lineage: Eukaryota; Viridiplantae; Streptophyta; Magnoliopsida; Brassicales; Cleomaceae.
AAUAUCUGACAAAACCCUAGCUCCAUUUAAUCUUCGUAUAAAAACUCUCUUUGACGGGGAUCGCUGCUACGCAAAUCGAAGAGCUGCAACAAUGUCGAAGCGAGGACGUGGAGGUACCUCCGGGAACAAGUUCAGGAUGUCACUGGGUCUGCCAGUGGCAGCCACGGUGAACUGUGCGGACAACACUGGGGCCAAGAACCUCUACAUCAUUUCCGUGAAAGGAAUCAAGGGUCGUCUCAACCGUCUCCCAUCGGCUUGCGUGGGUGAUAUGGUCAUGGCCACCGUCAAGAAGGGGAAACCCGACCUAAGGAAGAAGGUGCUACCGGCUGUCAUAGUGAGGCAGCGCAAGCCUUGGCGCCGAAAGGAUGGUGUCUUCAUGUACUUUGAAGACAAUGCUGGUGUGAUUGUCAAUCCCAAGGGUGAAAUGAAAGGAUCUGCGAUUACGGGACCGAUAGGGAAGGAGUGUGCUGACCUCUGGCCUAGGAUCGCCAGUGCUGCCAAUGCUAUCGUUUAAAUUCACUUUUGCCUCUUGUUUUUUUUUUUGGACAAUUUCUUAUUUCUGUUGUCGGGAUUCCAUUUCUUACUGCAACUGGUUCAAAAUUUUGUUCUGAAACUUGGAUCUUUGUUUCGUCUCUUUAAUAUCAGAAAAUUAUGUUGGGCGAAGUUUUCA